AUGGAAAUAAUUAUAAAUAGAAAUGAAAUUAAUUUUGAUAAUAAUAAUAAUAAUAAUAAUAAUAGUAAUAAUAAUAAUAAUUUAAAUAAUAAUAAUAAUAAUAAUAAAAAUAAUAAUAAAAAUAAUUUAAAUGAUAAUGAUAAUAAUAGUAAUAAUAGUAAUAAUAAUAAUAAUAAUAAUAAAAGAUUUAAAUUUCAAAAUAAACCUAUUAUAGUAUUACCAAUUUAUUUACAACGUUUUAUUUUAAAAAUUAUGAUUAGUGAAGUUUGUAGAAAAGAUAAGAAUCAAGAUUACUAUAAAUCAAUUUCAUCUGAAAAAAGAUAUAAAUGUAAAUUAAUUAAUUUUGCAUUAACAUGUAAAGAAUGGUUUAAAACAAUUUCAAAGAAUUUUUUCGUUGCAAAUGAUUUUUCAAUUUUAAAUUCAAAUUAUAAUUCAAAUUCCAAGUAUUCAUUAUUGAAAAUUGAAAAUAUUAGAGUUUUAAGAUUAACACAAAUUUACUCAAAAGAGUAUUGUUUAAAAAUUCAACAACAAUUAUUACCAAAAUUAGAAAAUCUUAAAAAAGUUAUUCUAACAAGUACAUUCACCAAUACAGAUGAUAAAUGGUACAGUUUUGGUAACGAUAUUCCUUUAAUUCAAAAUUAUAAAAUUGACAUAAAUGUUGAUAUUCAUGAUAUUUAUGAAAUUCAAGAUAAUAUAAUACUAAACCAACCACAACAAAGUAGUAUAAAUACUAAUAUUAAUUUAAAUGUUUCACUUUUAAAUAUUUGGUCUGAUUUUGAUGAGGAAUGUGAAUUGGUUGCAUUAAACUAUAUAAAUUAUUUUAAACCUAAAAAGUUAUUAUUAUUUCCAACCACAAAUAUAAUCCAAUUUUCAAAAGGUUACGAACUUUUUAAUAAUUGUUUAUUAUCAUUCAAAGAAUUAAAUUAUUAUGAACCAAUUACAAUUGAUGAAUUAUAUCAUUUAUUAAAAUCUUCUCCAAAAAUUAAAUAUUUAUCAUUUCAAAUUUGUUUUGAUACAUUAAUUUAUUAUUUAAGCGGUAAUAAUAAUAAUAAUAAUAAUAAUAAUAAUAAUAAUAAUAGUAAUGAUGCUAAUGCUAAUGGUACAACAUGUUGUACUUGUAAUACAUCAAGAUCAAUUCAAGAAUUUAAUGAGAAAUGGUUAUUUAUUUAUAAUACAAUUUUAAAUCAUAAAUAUUUAACAUCAUUAUCCAUUACACAUCGUUGUCCUGAAAGUUUUGAAUUGAAUCAGUUUUAUACUGGUUCUUAUCAAUCAAGUUCAACAUCGAUAUCGAGGGAAUUUAUUGAGAAUUUCGGUUCAAUGAUUUUAAAUAAUCAAUCAAUAAAGUCAUUAAGAUUAUCUGGAUUUCAUACACCUUCACUAUUUGAAUAUGUUAUGGCAAAUAAAAGAAUAAUAAAGUAUAAAUCGGAAUUCAUUGAUACUUUAAAUAAUUCAAAAUAUUAUAUUGACACAAUUAGUAAUUUAUUAAAAAUUAAUCCAACAAUUAUUAAAUUUCAUUUACAUGAAAUUAGUUUCACUGGUGAUUAUAUAAGGAAAAACUAUUUAACAUUUAAAUGUUUUUAUAAUAAAUCAAUUAAAAAUUAA
Messenger RNA from Dictyostelium discoideum AX4, 1602 nucleotides. RefSeq lists its product as hypothetical. The record is from RefSeq and is a predicted model, not a curated record. Bases 1 to 1602 code for a protein of 533 amino acids. The transcript has a single exon. NCBI's taxonomy places the organism in Eukaryota, Evosea, Eumycetozoa, Dictyosteliales, Dictyosteliaceae.